Molecule: messenger RNA, 6834 nt
Organism: Xenia sp. Carnegie-2017
Lineage: Eukaryota; Metazoa; Cnidaria; Anthozoa; Malacalcyonacea; Xeniidae
Exons: 6
Coding region: 634-6834 (2066 amino acids)
Biological process (GO): IRE1-mediated unfolded protein response; mRNA processing; intrinsic apoptotic signaling pathway in response to endoplasmic reticulum stress
Cellular component (GO): IRE1-TRAF2-ASK1 complex
Molecular function (GO): protein serine/threonine kinase activity; RNA endonuclease activity; ATP binding
Source: RefSeq, a predicted model, not a curated record
UUUUAAUUUCAUGCUUAUUUAAAACAAAGGAUAAUGUCAAAGAAUAAAGCAUUCAUACUUGCUUUUCAGUUAUGCCUGCACAUGUUUUCUACUCAUGAAAAAACCCACAGCUAGUGUGAAGUAUAGCUGCUUUAGUAGGAUAAGAAUAGGUAAAAAAUUCCAAAAUAGGAGCAAGAGUUAGGUCUUGGUCAUUGUUAAGUCACAUAUUCAUUCAUCCAUGUCUUUGAAACAGAUAACUUAUAUUGUCGCAAAAUACAAUUACAUUUAUAAGAACAAAUUGGUUUAUAUCAAUCAUUUUUUAGCUCAAGAAUCUCCAUCAAUUAAGUUUCUUUAUUGUUUUAAAUUGAGUACCCAAAAAAACAGUCAAUAAGACGUUAGAUUUUGUAUUGCGUUAAACACGAUAGCAAAUGAGCGCCUAGAAUGUACGUAGAAAUAGAUGAAACAAAAAAUUUUCUUGUUCGCUUGUAACAAAUAACAGUCGAUGUUAAUUCACAGAUACUCUAUCAACGCUUCUAAAAGAACCACUACGUUUCCUGUGAUUAAUCCAAAGUUGGGAUUGAAAAGUUCCACUGAAGGAAAGUUGAAAAUAAUAAUCAAGAGCUCAAACAAAUAUUUGCCGUAUCACGAGAAGAGAUGGGGAUAUGGGCGUCACAACCAGCAGCUAUGCAGUCCUUGGAAGAUGGAAAUUCUAAUAUGAAAAAUGGCGCUUACGAAAGGGCAAUUAAACACUACCAAGAAUGUUUGGAAGUUACAAACGAAAUUAGCGUCAAAAUAAUGGCGUUCUUUGGUCUUGGUAACGCUUAUACUCUCUCUGAUGAACGGAAGGAAGCAAUAAACUGCUUUAAUGAUUGCUUGAACUUUUCAUCAAAAGUGGAAAUGAAAUAUUUUCAACAUCAAAUAUACCUCGGGUUGGGGAGUAUUUAUUGUACCACUAAAAGAUUGCAGGAAGGCAUAAAGAAAGAUGAAAUGGACUGUCUUUGUCAUAUUGCAUUAGGAGGAUUGAAUAAGUUGCUUGGAAAUUAUGAGAAAUCUCUUGAGCAUUACAAAAAAGGAUUUAAUCUUCUUGAAUGUCAACACCAACAGGAAAUGCAAAAAGAAAAUCAACUAGGAAACCAACAGGUACAACAACAAGAACAAGAACAAAAUAAACGUCGACUACGACGUCAAAAAAAAGUUGGUGGUAUUAACGUUAGUAAAGAUUUCGCUGACCAUUACUUGAAGAACUUGUCAAUUGUUACUUCUGCUGGAAUUGUAAGUGAAGUGUUGGCUGUUUAUUGGGAAUUAGCUGAAUUGUUUGAUAAACUUGAAGAUUGGAGUGAAGCAAUACAAAUUUAUGAAAUUUAUUUGGAGAUUGUUACCAAUGGCAAGGAUAUGGAGAAACAAAAAAUUGCCAUGCAGUGUCUAAUGCAAAUAUACGAAAAGGAAGGACGUCAUUACUUAAAGGAUUCAAUAGAACUGAAAUUACAAGACCUCGAUAGGAAAAAGAAGAAUAAAGAAUUGCAGUUACAAGAAUGGAAAUACCUUGGUGAAUCAACAAAACAUAAAGAAUCAUUCCAAAGACUUAUUGAGUAUGGGCGUGAUCCCAGCAUCAAGGUUGAUUAUGUGGGUGAUGUAUGUGUAAUUUUCUCUGAAGAGUUUUGUAUCGGCAAAGGAAGUGAUGGAACACGUGUUUAUCUUGGACUUGGAAAAGAUGGUUACGGUAAAGCAGUGAAACGAAUACGACGAGAUAACAAUCUUGCUCUGCAAGAAAACACAAUUUUUAAUGAAAGCAAUGCACAGGAGUCGGAGUAUGUUGUAAAUUAUUCUUACUUAGAACAAGAGAGUGGAACAGAAUAUGUAUAUUUAAUACUUGACCUGUGUGAAGAAUCAUUGCAGGAUUUUGUACUGUCAGAAGCAAAUUCUUCGACUUAUCUUCGAAAAACUCUUCCCGAAAUUCUCAGACAAAUUUUAAAAGGAUUAGCUGAUCUUCAUAGCGAGCCACGUCCUAUUCUUCAUCGAGAUUUAAAACCUUCAAAUGUUCUACGAGACGCACAAGGUAAAUUUUUAAUAGCCGACUUUGGUAUUAGUCGAAUAUUGAAGGAUGACCGUACGACAUAUUCAAGCAUUGCAAAAAGUGGCACUGAGUAUUGGAUUGCUCCGGAAUCGUAUUGUGUGAAGGGUCAGUCGAAAAAAAAAGCUCGUUUCAAAAGACAGUCAGAUGUAAUGAAUGCAGGAAUGGUGGCUUAUUAUGUUGCAACAAAAGGAAAACAUCCUUUUGGACCUCCAGAGUAUAGACUAAAAAACUUGUUAGAUGGAAACCCUGUUGGCUUAGAGGAAAUCGACAAUGUUCAACUUAAAGAUCUACUUUUAUGGAUGCUACAACUUGUACCUGAACUCAGACCAUCUGCCAACGAGGCGUUAAAACACCCUUAUCUUCAAUCCUAUGAGAAAAACUUUGAUAUGCUGUGUGAUGUGGCAAACCAACCAGGGAUAGAGAUACCGUAUUUAGGUCAUCCUCUAAACUCAGAUGUGCAUGAGCAGUUAAAUGGUCUAAAAAAUUGGAUGGACCGUAUUGAACCCGAAGUUUUUAGUAAUUUCAAUAAAACUGAAUACGACUCCACAUGGUUGGGUUGCUUAAAAUUUUUGCAAAACUUUCACCAGAAUCCACCUGAUAAACCACUCAUACAUAUCAAGAAAGGCAACUAUGAAGAGUAUUUCUUACGAGCUUUCCCAGAGCUUCCUCUGUUGGUGCAUAGAAUCACAAGGUUUAAUGAUUGGAAAACAAAACCUGAUCUUGAAGAACAUUUUACAAACUUGGUGUGGCCAGAGUGGAAAUAUAUUGAUGAAUCAACACAACAUAGAGAGUUGUUUUUAAAAUUGAUCAAGUAUGGACGCGAUCCCAACGUCGUCAUUGAACAAGUGAACGAUGUAGGUGUAAUUUUCUCAGACGAGUUUUGCAUCGGCGAAGGAAGUAAUGAAACUCGUGUUUAUCUCGGACUCGGAAAAGAUGGUUACGGUAAAGCAGUGAAACGAAUGCUUAAAGAUAACUUCAUCAAUCUUGCACAGCAAGAAAAGAAAAUUUUAAAUGGAAUCAACCCUAAGGAGUCGAAUUAUGUUGUAAAUUAUUACCACUUAGAAGAAGAUACCGGAACUGAAUAUGUAUAUUUGAUACUCGACCUAUGUGAAGAAUCUCUAGAGAGUUUUGUGCAAUCUUCUAGUUUGUAUGAUCUUCAAAAAUCUCUUCCUAAAGUUCUCCGACAAACGCUAAAAGGAUUAGCUGAUCUUCAUAGUGGUUCUAUUCUUCAUCGAGAUUUGAAACCUUCCAAUGUUCUCCGUAACUCACAGAGCAAAUUUUUGCUAGCUGACUUUGGUAUUAGUCGAAUGAUGAAGAAUGACUCCAAGAGAUUUAAAAGCAAUGCUAAAUGGGAAACUGAGUAUUGGAUUGCUCCUGAAUCUUAUAGUGAAGAGGAUGAAUCAGUUAAUAAUUCAUGUUACCAAAAAAAGUCUGAUGUAAUGAAUGCAGGAAUGGUGGCUUAUUAUGUUGCCACAAAAGGGAAACAUCCUUUUGGGCCUCCAGAGUAUAGACUGAAAAACUUGUUAGAUGGAAACCCUGUUGGCUUAAAGGAAAUCGACGAUGUUCAACUUAAAGAUCUACUUUCGUGGAUGCUACAACUUGUACCUGAGCUAAGACCAUCUGCCAACGAAGCGUUAAAACACCCUUAUCUACAAUCCUAUGAGAAGAACUUUGAUAUGCUGUGUGAUGUGGCAAACCAACCAGGGAUAGAGAUACCGUAUUUAGGUCAUCCUCUUAACUCAGAUGUGCAUGAGCAGUUAAAUGGUCUAAAAAAUUGGAUGGACCGUAUUGAACCCGAAGUUUUUAGUAAUUUCAAUAAAAGUCAAUACGACUCCACAUGGUUGGGUUGCUUAAAAUUUUUGCAAAACGUUCGCCAGAAUCAGCCUGAUAAACCACUCAUACAUAUCAAGAAAGGCAACUAUGAAGAGUAUUUCUUACGAGCUUUCCCAGAGCUUCCUCUGUUGGUGCAUAGAUGCACAAGGCUUAAUGAUUGGAAAACAAAACCUGAUCUUGAAGAACAUUUUACAAAUACCAUGAAGCUAGCAGAUCUUCAGGUGCUCAAAAUGAAUGUCAGAGAAAGUUUAAAAGAUCUUAAUUUCAAAGAAAAUAGUUUCAUUCUGAUAGCGAACAAAGUUUCUCAAGAGUACAGAGCCUCAAAUACUUUGGCAUUUUUAAAGAAGAUACCUUGGAUCGCAGUACUCGAUUUGUUUGACUUAAAAACAGAAGAAGAUGGCCUUUAUUAUAUUGCUAAUGAAACAAAUGACCUUGCUAGACCAAUAAAAAAAGAUUUAAGUGACUUCAGUGAUUCGAAAAAAAAUGAAGAGCUCUUAAAAGUUGAUACCGCUUGGAUUACUCGUAGUAAAGAGUUGCACGAGGAAAACUGGACAAAAUGUUCGAAAGACUUGGUUUACAAAGCGUUAACAGCCUUCUGUGACUGCCCUACGGGUCAUCCACAUUGUGUUUUUUUGAUAAUGGGAGACACCAAUUUGAAAGAAAUGGCUUCUAUUAUCGAGGCAUCGUUCAGCAUUAUUCAUGCAAACGACACUCAUAAGCAUAUCAGUGUCAUACCAGAGAAGAAAGAAACUAGAGAAAAGUUGAUAAAACUUUUAGAUGAUGACAUUAAUAAGGAGAUAAAACCUUCAUGCUCUGGUUUCGGAAUUCCAAUGAAUCUUCUUAAAACUGUGGCUAUGGAGCUACUUGGAGCAGACGAACUCGAAGGGCCUGACACAACUGUGGAGCUACCGUUUAUCUACCAUGGUCAUCAUUGUCUUGUGCGCAAUAAAAGGAUUCAGUCGCUUACAGAUUUGGAAAUUUAUCUACCACAGCCUAGACUAAGUGAUAAUUUAGAAGAUAUGAAAAAGGCAAAAGAAAAUUUCUACAAAGGUAAUGCUAUCAGUCAAAUGAAUCUCUUUAACGAGGAUGCAAUUAUUCGAACUCUGGAAACCAAUCUGAGCAGUUGUGUCGAAGAAAGUUUGCAAAAUUUGUCAUCUCUUGAUAAAAGUGAGGUUUUUGUCGAAACAGUGACUUUGAAAUAUGAAUCGGGCUCAGGAGCAACAACUCUUGGAAGGCAGAUUUUAUGGCAAAAAAGAGAAACUUACAGAUGUGCUGUUGUGAAAAAGAUAACUGAGACAACAGAUCAUCAAAUCAACCAGUUGUACAAAUUUCAAUAUGAAACUUCUGACUUUGACCCUUUUCAAAUUCCACCGGUUUUAGUACUCGUUGACAACUUUCCUGAACAACAAUUGCAUCGCUUAAUCGACAAACUGAUAAGGAGUAAAACCAAAUGUCUUCUUCUAAAUACGGUACCAGUCGGCAAGCAAACUAAUAUUGAAGACGAUAAUUUAACCCUAGGAAAGCUGGAUGAUACUGAAAGAUGUCUUGUGCGUAAGGCUCUUGAUACCUUGGAAAAUGAGGACAUAACAAAGGCAGUCAAAGUUCUAAGCCGCGAACGAAGAUUUGUGUGGCUUGGGUUGGAGCUUUUUGGACGAGAAUAUGCUGACAUAAAAGGACGUUUGGCAAAACACAUUGAUCAAGUUCUAUCGUCAAUGGAUCAACUGAAUGAUGCGUAUCAGAUGAUUUUACAUUUCUGCUGUUUGUUAGACUGCUACAGCCAGCGCCGAUCUUUAUUCCCUCAGCCAUGCGUUGAAGCCAUUCUCUGUCUGAAAAGUAAAACGAAAGCAAUUCAUGACCAGUUUGGCGGACUCUUAUUGUUUGAUACUAAUAAAUCAAUGGGAUGCAGUGGAUGGCGACCAGCCCAUUCGCUAGUAGGAGAGGUUGUCCGUGAAAAAAUUGAUCUGGUUGACACUGCAAAAAGGUUAAUCGACCAAAUAAAGAAUAAAAGCACAUAUGUAAACAAGUAUUUGACGGAAGAAAUCGUAACUGUUUUUCUACAGCGCGAGAAAAUUGCUGAAGACCAAUUUGGUGAUAAUGACAGUGAUAACAGUGAAGAUGAACUAGUCGGCAUAUUACAACUAAGGAAAAAAUACUCGCAACUAAUAUUGGACGUGCUAGCAAGCAAAGAGGUAAAGAACAUACGGAAUGCACUGGAUCUUUUGAUCACGUUAAAUGAAAAAGUUGAAACCACUCAGCAUAAAGCACACACUUUUCAACAGGUUGCCAGAAUGUUUGCCUACGAAAUUGGAAUGAAUCAAAAUGCUGAAGAGCUUUUUCCCAUUAUAGAACGUUUGAAUGAGAUAGUUAAAUCGUAUGGCCCCUCGUCUGACUCUUUAGGAAAUGGGUUUGAUAUUGCUCACAGAGUAAUCGAUGAAUCAAUAAAACUGCAACCGUCACAUCUCCAUCAUUUUGUAACGAAAGCAACAUUUUACAGAAGCCAACUUAAAUAUCUUCUCGAACAAGUCGAAAAGAAAUCGUUAGAAAUUGAAAAUUUAAAAUCCCUGAUCGAGGAUGCAAUUAAUACAACAAGAAAAGGAAUUGAUUUGUUUGACGGUACAUUACAAACAAAUAAUCGGGACAGCUAUUUGCAUGCCAUGAUAGGAAAAGUUCACACAAUAGUCGUCGUUGUAGAGAUGUUCAAGAGUUUGCCUUAUUUUGUGCAUCAUAGUGCUGGUCCCGAUGAAAGUUUUAGAGAGUACCUGACAUUUCAUCAACAUCCCAAACAGCUUACUGUCUUAAUACACGAAAAAAACCUUGAUUACUUUAUUUCUCUUACAAAGAGUGCUGUUCAAAAUUUCAACGACUUUUUUGGAGAAAUAAAGGUCCGGCGUAAGCUUUCAUUUAAAAAGCAUGAACUGAAGGAAUUAGAAAAGCCCAAAUCCGACUAA